UUUUAUUUUGAAAAAUACAGUCCAGGAAAUACUUUGCUAUUCUUGGUUGCUACGUAAUGCUAGCUCGUUUUGUUGCCUGCAUCUUCCUAACCCGACUUAAGACUGGCAAACACAAGAAGCUGCAUUUACAUUGCUCACAAUAAGUCUGUAGUCCUGUUUCUGUUAAUUGUUUAAGUAAUGUAGGAUGGCGUCGUGUUUUGGGAAGAUUGUCGUUGGUACUUAUGUGGAGAUAAAGCGCAGUGAUGGGCGUAUCCACCAGGCAAUGGUGACCUCACUGAAUGAGGACAACGAGAGUGUCACAGUGGAGUGGAUAGAAAACGGAGACACAAAAGGCAAAGAGAUUGACUUGGAGAGUAUAUUUGCACUUAACCCAGAUGUGGCUCCAGAUGAGGAAAUUGCCCCUAGUCCAGAGACUCCACCCCCACCUACACCGACAUGUGUGAAGGUCAAUAAAAUUGCAAAGAACCGUCGGACGAUAGCACCUAGUAAGAAUGACACUCCGUCCAGGGAUAAUAGAGGGAUUCCGACCCGGGCCAGACAACCACAACCUCAACAACCAGAGCCUGCUCCGCCACCCCCGUCUCUGCAGCCUACACAGCUCACUCAAGCUCAGCAGCAACAACAACUGCAGAAUGAAUCCUCACAUCACCUGCUAUCCAGAAAGGAGUCUGGACAGCUUUCGCGGAGGAAGUCCAACUGCGUGAAGGAGGUGGAGAAACUGCAGGAGAAGAGAGAGAGGCGCCGGCUGCAGCAACAGGAGCUCAGGGAGAAGAGAGCUCAGGAGGUGGAUACCACCAUCCCUAACUAUGAGAUCAUGUAUAUGAUCCGAGAUUUCCGAGCCAGUCUAGACUACCGGCCCCUGACCACCGCAGAUCUGAUUGAAGAGCAUAGGAUAUGUGUUUGUGUGAGGAAACGUCCACUCAACAAGAAAGAGUUGUCCAUGAAGGAUUUGGAUGUGAUCACCAUCCCCAGUAAGGACGUAGUGAUGGUUCAUGAACCUAAACAAAAAGUGGACCUGACCCGCUACCUGGAGAACCAGACCUUCCGCUUUGACUACGCCUUUGAUGACAGCACCACCAAUGAGAUGGUUUACAGGUUCACUGCCAGACCUCUAGUGGAGACCAUUUUUGAGAGGGGCAUGGCCACUUGCUUUGCCUAUGGGCAGACAGGCAGUGGAAAAACACAUACUAUGGGUGGAGAUUUUUCGGGAAAGAACCAAGACUGCUCUAAAGGAAUUUAUGCAUUAGCUGCUCGGGAUGUAUUUCUCAUGUUGAAGAAACCCAACUACAAGAAGUUAGAUCUACAAGUGUAUGCAACAUUUUUUGAAAUCUACAGUGGAAAGGUGUUCGACUUGUUGAAUCGUAAAGCCAAGCUGAGGGUGCUGGAGGAUGGGAAACAGCAAGUGCAGGUUGUGGGGCUUCAGGAGAAGGACGUCAAGUGCACCGAGGAGGUCUUGAAACUCAUAGAAGUUGGCAACAGCUGCAGAACGUCAGGGCAGACAUCAGCCAACGCACACUCCUCUCGCAGCCACGCUGUUUUCCAGAUCAUUCUCCGGAGGAAGGGGAAGAUGCACGGAAAGUUCUCCCUCAUCGACCUUGCUGGUAAUGAGAGGGGGGCCGAUACAUCGAGUGCUGACCGCCAAACUCGUCUGGAGGGAGCUGAGAUCAACAAAAGCCUGCUGGCCCUGAAGGAGUGUAUCAGGGCUCUUGGCCGUAACAAGCCUCACACUCCAUUCAGAGCCAGUAAGCUCACCCAGGUCCUGAGGGACUCGUUCAUCGGGGAAAAUUCCCGCACAUGCAUGAUUGCUACAAUCUCUCCUGGUAUGACAUCCUGCGAGAAUACCCUCAACACACUACGCUACGCCAACAGAGUGAAGGAGUUCGGGAUUAGUCCGUCAGACAUCCCCUUCUCUCAGUGCGGUCAGGGGAGUCGCUCUGAGCACUCGCCCACCAAUACCUUUGAGUACGAUGACUUUGCUGAUACCUCUCCCAGCAGGGUGAAGGAGCUGACAGUGGACACCAACCAAGUCAUGGAGGGGGUUCGACCCACCAUCCCUGCUGUAGACCAGCUAGAUCUUUUGGACGAGGACUGGCUGAGUAUCUCGCCGCAGAGAGACGAUCUCAAACUGCUCUGUGAGCAGAAUGAGGAAGAAGUGUCUCCUCAGCUCUUUACCUUCCACGAGGCAGUGUCUCAGUUAGUGGAGAUGGAGGAGCAGGUCCUGGAGGACCACCGAGCUGUUUUUCAGGAGUCUAUCCGGUGGCUGGAAGAUGAGAAGGUGCUGCUGGAGAUGACAGAGGAAGUGGAUUAUGACGUGGAGUCGUACGCAACUCAACUGGAGCAGAUCCUCGACCAGAAGAUAGAUAUCCUCACUGAGCUCCGAGAUAAAGUGAAGUCAUUCCGCUCUACACUUCAAGAGGAAGAGCAAGCCAGUAAGCAGAUCAAUCCCAAGAGGCCACGUGCUCUUUAGAGGCUGAAGAGAUUUAAGUGGCACAUACUGAAGCAUAACCACUAGAUGUUUGGCACAACUUGGGCUGUCUCUAGCAGCUGUGAAAAUACGAAUAAAAGGACUGUCUGAUGUAUCAACAGGCUCAAGGUGCAUUUGUUAUGAUCCCUCUCCUUACAAAACUGGCUGUUCCCCACUAUGGUCUCAUUAGAAAACGUUGGAAGGAAAAUAGUUUUAUUUCCUUUGUGAAGAAUGUUUAGUCUGCCCUCUCUGUUCUCAUUAAAUUAUUUUCUUUUA
Messenger RNA from Etheostoma spectabile (orangethroat darter), 2740 nucleotides. RefSeq names its product kinesin family member 2A (gene kif2a). The record is from RefSeq and is a predicted model, not a curated record. Gene Ontology annotation, biological process: microtubule depolymerization; microtubule-based movement. Lineage: Eukaryota; Metazoa; Chordata; Actinopteri; Perciformes; Percidae. The transcript has 22 exons. Gene Ontology annotation, cellular component: microtubule. Gene Ontology annotation, molecular function: microtubule binding; microtubule motor activity; ATP binding. The coding region runs from base 185 to 2467 and encodes 760 amino acids.